Molecule: messenger RNA, 1328 nt
Organism: Chelonoidis abingdonii (Abingdon island giant tortoise)
Lineage: Eukaryota; Metazoa; Chordata; Testudines; Testudinidae
Gene: SUCNR1
Product: succinate receptor 1
Biological process (GO): G protein-coupled receptor signaling pathway
Cellular component (GO): plasma membrane
Molecular function (GO): G protein-coupled receptor activity
Source: RefSeq, a predicted model, not a curated record
CUUUCAUCUGGUCACAGUUAAAGGAGUGUCAACUAAGACAGCACACGUGCCACAAAAUGGAUAUGAAUAAGACAGUCGACUGCCUGGAGAUGGAUAAUACCCUGGAAAAAUAUCAUCUUCCUACCAUGUAUACCAUUGAGUUCAUUUUUGGCAUAAUUGGAAACAGCAUUGUUGUCUUUGGAUACUUAUUCUGCCUGAAAGUUUGGAAAAGUGGCAAUAUUUACUUGUUUAACUUAUCACUAUCAGAUUUUGUAUUUCUGUGCACACUUCCAAUGUUGGUGACAAGCUACUCCAAAGGAAAGUGGACAUAUGGGAACAUGUUGUGCCAAAGCAACAGGUUCAUGCUGCAUGUGAACCUAUACACAAGCAUCCUUUUCCUUACCUUUAUCAGCAUUGAUCGUUAUAUGCUCAUGCAGUAUCCUUUCAGAGACCAUUUUCUACAUAAGAGGAAGAUAGCUGUUGUUUCCUCUGUUGCCAUAUGGAUCCUUGUUAUACUUGAACUGGUGCCAAUAAUCACCUUCAUAGAAUCUAGAAAUACUGCUAGUGAUAACCAAUGUACAGAUUAUACAAGUUCUGGAGAUCCAGCAAAAAGCCUGAUCUAUAACAUAUACCUGACUCUUCUGGGGUUUGUAAUUCCUCUUUGUGUUAUGUGCUUCUUUUACUUGAAGAUGGUUAUCUUUCUUAGGAAACAUAGUGAGCGGCUCUCAGCUGCGCAGCACCUUGAGAAACCUCUUUCUUUAGUCAUCAUAGCACUGGUUAUCUUUUCACUAUUCUUUACUCCAUUUCACAUAAUGCGCAAUGUGAGAAUUGCCUCCCGAAUGGAAUCCUGGAAGCUAUCGCUGUGCACACAGAACAUCAUCAACACCAUUUAUAUUAUCACAAUGCCUAUUGCAUUUUUAAAUAGUGUAAUUAACCCCGUCUUUUAUUUCCUAAUGGGUGAUCACUUCAGGGAGAUGCUGAUGAGUAAAGUAAGACAACUCUUAAUAAGGUUUACACCCACAGUAAAUGAGGUGUUGACAAAGCACUCUGACACGGGAACACACUGAGGAAUAAAGGACCCUGGUUUAUGGGACAACUUUUACUGCUGUAUAUCAAGGCUUAUGUAGCUAGCUUCAUUUAGGCUUGGUUAGUACAUACACAAUGAAGCCAUUACUAAGCAACUGCAUAAUAGACCUGAUCUUACUAUCUUUAUUCAGGCAAAACUCUCACUGGCUUCAAUAGCUGGUUAUAAGAGUCACAGGACUGGACUACGUAUUGCUAUAUGAUAAAAGAAUAUAAUAUUUAUGCACUUGGCUGUUUUAACUAGGGUUACCAGAUAGCAACAGUGA